GCCGCCGCGCAGCCCUCCGCCCUCGUCCCUCGCCACCCGCCGCCGGAGCUCGGACCAGGCGCCUGGCGCUCUUCGUCCGUCGCCGCGGCCGCGCAGCCCGGAGCCGGCGGGAGCCUCGUGUUCACGAUGUCGGUCGCGCUCAGCAACAGGUUCCAAGGAGGGAAGGCGUACGGCCUGCUCAAAGCCCGGCAGGAGAGGAGGCUGGCCGAGAUCAACAGGGAGUUUCUCUGUGACCAGAAGUACAGUGAUGAAGAGAACCUGCCCGAAAAGCUUGCAGCCUUCAAAGAGAAGUACAUGGAGUUUGACCUGAACAACGAGGGCGAGAUUGAGCGCUGCCCAGCUUUCUUUGAAAUGCCCUGGACAUCCUGGCACCUAGGGGCCUGGCACCAGUCCUGCCCACCUCACCACUUGGACCUCAUGUCUUUAAAGAGGAUGAUGGAGAAGCUUGGGGUCCCCAAGACACACCUGGAGAUGAAGAAGAUGAUCUCGGAGGUGACAGGUGGGGUCAGCGACACCAUCUCCUACCGAGACUUUGUGAACGUGAUGCUAGGGAAACGGUCAGCUGUCCUCAAGCUAGUCAUGAUGUUUGAAGGAAAAGCCAACGAGAGCAGCCCUAAGCCAGCUGGCCCCCCUCCAGAGAGAGACAUUGCCAGCCUGCCCUGAGGACCCCUGCCUGGACCCACCCCUGCCCUCCCUGCCCUUGUCGACUCACUGUGAUCUAUCUUUGUUUUGCUUGGUUGUUUUGCAUUUGUUUGUGGGCUUUUCAUCAGCAGAAUCAGUGAUCUCUGUGUAAAGCACAAAUUAUCUGCCUUAAAGGGGCUCUGCGUUAGGGAUCCUGAGCCUGGGUUACCCUCCCUCCCUAUUCCCUCCUUCUCCUCUCCCUGUGCAGAAGGGCUAACAUCAAACCAAAAACUGGAAUGGGGAGGGACGGGGAAGGGGGAAGCCUGUGAUCCCCACCCUGGGAGCUGGCACCAUCAUCCUGCCAGCAGGUCUUGGAGCUAAGUGCAAGCUCAAUGGCCUGGCCCUGGUGAGGAUCUCAGCCUAUCUGCAGGCCCUGGAGUAGGCACACGUCUGCAGGGCCUCGUUAGGAUUUUCUUGGAGAGCUCUGAGGUCCCGUGCUCCUGGGCUGCCCAGGAUGUGGCUGCGCGGUGUCCCACAUCCCCAGCUAAUCCCCCUUCAGUCCACACUUCUCCUCAGUGAAGUGAUGCAGAGGAGAGAGGCUUGGCAAUUUGAGUGCUUCAAGAGUGUUCCAGAAGUAAUCCUGUGACCUUGCCAUCCCAGCCACACCUUUACCGGCAGCUCAGUGGGCAGGUGCAGCCCCCUGUCCCUUGGCUGGGGCAGCAAAAGGCUUUGGAGACAGUGGAGGCCAGGGGCCUUGUGGGUAUGGUGGUCAGCUCAUCUCAGGCUGCCUUUUUGGGAGGACGCUGAGGGCAAGAGGAUCGGAGAAAGAGGAACAAACUGCUCAUGACAAAGAGUCAGCACCGCUGUCAAGCCACGAGCUGGAAAUCAGGAGUUUGCCCUUCUGAUCCCAAUCUGCUCAAAACCCAACUGCACUUCUCCCAUUUGCCUGCCACCUUGUGCCCCACCAUUCAUUCAUUCAUUCAUUGAGUUAUUCAGCAGAUAUUUAUUGACCAUCUAUUAUAAGCUUUAAGUCCCUCCAACUUUGUCCUGACGUGCUGUGUCCACUGUCUCUCUCUCAUCUGUCCAUUUCCAAUCGCCCAAAACCUUGAGCUUGGGGAUUAGAUUAGGGUCACCAGUGUCCUGUACUGUGGACUCACGGGGUUUUAGAGCCCUGAUCCACUCUGUAGGUUAGCUGGGCCAGUCCUCUCAUUUCACACGUGAGGAGACUGUUGACCUACAGGGAUUAAGUGCCUUGUCCAAAGGUGGGGUUAACCUAGAGAUGGAAAAGUCUGGACUGGCUCCCAGGGGUUUAGAUGCUCUGUCCAUGCCUCAUCUCCGGUUUGGGCUACUUCAGUCAGUGACGAAAUCAAGGGAAGGGGCAGGGAGGGGCGAUAUCUCCGAGAUCAACACUUGGGGAAGGCCCUGGGGCCAGACUCACCCUCCCCCGUGCCUCCAGGGCAGCCUUAGGGUUUGGGUGAGGGCCAGGCCUGUCUCUGCAGUUCUGCCUUCUCUAGACCUUCAUGGCCAGGCCACGUCUUAGAACUUGCACAGGAAAGUGUCAUAUUCAGCCCCAUCUUGGCUGAGCAGAGACCCCAGCCUUGACCCCUCCUGUGUUCUGGAGUCCCUUACCCUGUCCACUCAGGAUUCCGAUGCACCCAUCCAUUAUUUCUUAUUCAUUAACCACCAGGAGUGAAAUGGACAGACUCAUGGAAUUCAGAGUCCAGUAGAGAAAUCAGACCCAGAAAAUGACAGUGAGAUGAAUGUUAGGAAAAGGGCCUAUGGGGCAGCUGCACCGCAAUCCUGGGAGGUCUAACUGGGCCCAAGCUUGAUGAAGAGCUUGGAGAAGCCUUCACCAAACCGUAAGUGGAAAGGUCUGGGUGCUGCUGGAGGUUGGAGCCAGUGUGGUCUCCCUGCAGUCCAUUAGCGACCCAUAAUCAAGGGCCCAAGGAGCUGUUCGUACAGCAGCUUGAGGGUGUGGAGCGGGUAGGGGAUGGGGAAAUGGCCAGGUUGGGUCAACCUGCUUGUCCCAACCGGUUCAGGAACAAGAUUAUUCAGCCACGAUUUGCUGAUCUUCAGCCUAAGGAGCUGCUUCAAAUGCACAGAGCCAGUUGAAGUCUAAAUCCCAGCAAAACAUUUCUCCCUGUAAAAGUAAAAUCUCACCCCACCCCC
Messenger RNA from Manis javanica (Malayan pangolin), 2790 nucleotides. RefSeq names its product allograft inflammatory factor 1 like (gene AIF1L). NCBI's taxonomy places the organism in Eukaryota, Metazoa, Chordata, Mammalia, Pholidota, Manidae. Gene Ontology annotation, molecular function: actin filament binding; calcium ion binding. Gene Ontology annotation, cellular component: ruffle membrane; actin filament. The record is from RefSeq and is a predicted model, not a curated record. Gene Ontology annotation, biological process: ruffle assembly; actin filament bundle assembly.